This is a messenger RNA of Lactuca sativa (garden lettuce), 624 nucleotides long. RefSeq lists its product as uncharacterized. The record is from RefSeq and is a predicted model, not a curated record. Lineage: Eukaryota; Viridiplantae; Streptophyta; Magnoliopsida; Asterales; Asteraceae. Gene Ontology annotation, molecular function: zinc ion binding.
AUGUUUUUUAAUGGUAAUUUACACACAGGAAGAGCAGUUUUUGAUGUGUUGAUAUCAAACAUGUGUGAAGUGUUUAAUGGGAAGAUAGAGAAAGGAAGGGAUAAACCUGUCAUUGGAUGUUUAGAAUUCAUAAGGGAGUAUCUAAUGAAGAGGAUAUGCAAUGUCAAGAAGGAAAUGAAAAAGGCUAAAGGUCCACUAACACCCACAGCAACAAACAUCCUAGCUGCAAGAAAAACAGUUGCUUCACAAUACAUUGCUAGGUGGAAUGGGGGAGACAAGUAUCAAGUCACAGGAGCUUUGCAGGAUCAACAUGUGGUUGAUGUUAGGAACAAAACAUGCACUUGCAGAAAAUGGGAAUUAAUUGGAAUUCCAUGCAGACAUGCAAUUGCAACUCUGAAUGAGAUGAGUAAAGACCCAGAGGCUGAGCUUGACAUUUACAAAUGGGUUCACAAGGUGUAUUUUCUAGAGACAUGGAAAAAGGCUUAUUCUUUUAAGGUGGAGCCAAUUAAGGGUAGAUCCAUGUGGCCCAAAAGUGAAUGUCCCACAAAGCUAAUCCCUCCUCCACAUCGCACUCAAGUGGGAAGGCCUAAGAAAAAGAGAAGACAAGUGAGGGUGAAAGGUUAA